AUGGAGCCCGCGGGGCGCGCCAGUGAGGAGCCGCGGGGUGAGCGCUGGGGCCGGGGGACCCGGGACGGGGGGGGGGGGGGCAGGGAUACAGGACCCAGACUGCUGGCUGCUGGACCGGAGAAUGAGCGGCAACUGCAGGGAUUGCUGCCCCAGGAUGCUGUGGGAGAGGAACUGUCCCCUGAGGCAUCUGGAGCCCCCCCAGGGUCUGAUGCUGGGCAAAGAUCUCAGCCCCCCAGCUCAGGGGCCAGACAGUGUCCCCCAGCCCACAGAGACAGGGCUGUAGAGCUAGUGGGCUCCCAGUCUCGGGGGACAGGACGCUCCCUGCAGGGCAGAGAGACCAAACCCUCCAGGAGACAGGCUUCUCCCACCCCUGGCCAGCAGAAGAGGUCAAAAGUCCGGGAUCUGGCAGUAGCAGGGUCCUCCUGUGGCCCCUCCUCAGGCCCAGCUCCCCACCACCCAGUGCCCUGUGGGCUGGGCCGUGGUUCUUGCCACCUGGGCAAUCUCCUCAAUACACUGGCACCAGACAGCCCGGACUCGGGCCGGAAAAAGGGGCCCCCAGAGGUGUCCUGUCAGGUGCGGAAGAAGACUCGGACCCUGUACCGCUCAGACCAGCUGGAGGAGCUGGAGAAGGCAUUCCAAGAAGACCACUACCCUGACAGUGACAAACGCCGGGAGAUUGCCCACUCAGUGGGGGUCGCCCCACAGCGCAUCAUGGUGUGGUUCCAGAAUCGCAGGGCCAAGUGGCGUCGGGUGGAGAAGGUGAAUGGGAAGGGGGACAGGGCAAGUCCUGAAGCCCCCGCCCCCACAGGUGGACAGGGCAGCUCCACAGAUGCCCAGCCCCCACCUGAAGGGUCCUUGGGUCCAGGAUCUGGUACCUCGUCACAGGAGCUCCUUCAUGAUGCUCGUCCAGAGUCCCCUGUGCAACUGGACCCUAACAGGCUCCCAGAUCCCACCCUACCCUGCGAGGCUGCUCACUGGAUGGCUCUGACACCCCCACUCUUCAGCCCCCCACCGGUUCGCAGGGCCAGCCUGCCUUUUCCGCUUGGCCCUGUCCAAGCCCCACAGCUGAUGCCUCUGUUAUUGGAUGCCCCUGGCAGUGACGGCUGCCUCAGGGAAGGCCCCUGUGGCUCCUGGGGGACCAGCAUCACCCCGCCACCCUCCUGCCCUUACCUGGAGGAGCUGGAGCCUCAGGACCACCAGCCAAGCUAUCAACAGGGGUCAUUCCCAUUCCCCCCUGCAUCCCAGCCCCUGUUCUCAUACCUGCACCCCUUCUCCUUCCCCACACCCAGCACACUGACGCCACCCCCACUGGAGGACAUCCUCUUCCCAGGUCCCUACGGCCCUCACAGGGGCCCGGCCCAGGGCUACUUCCCAGGUCCCCCCUCGGGGCAGGUCCUGCUGCAGCCGUCUACCAGAACCAUGGGUCCCAUGCCCUGGAGUCACCCCUGCCCACCUGAGCAGCCUUUACCCAGCCCAUUCUGCACACAGGCUCUGGGCCACCCCUCGGGGGCUGAGGGCUUCUUCUCUGAUGAUCUCUUCCCGGCUCCCUACGACCAGACUGUGAACGGACAGCCUUCCCCAGGUCCUUCAGGGGCCAGGCCUUCCGGAAUGGGACCGUUGACUGUCCCCCAAGACCAGGCCGCCACUCGGGAUGAGGCCAGAGCUGGCCCACUGCUGGACAUCAUCCUGGGCAUUCCAUGA
Molecule: messenger RNA, 1701 nt
Organism: Chrysochloris asiatica (Cape golden mole)
Lineage: Eukaryota; Metazoa; Chordata; Mammalia; Afrosoricida; Chrysochloridae
Gene: NOBOX
Product: NOBOX oogenesis homeobox
Exons: 9
Coding region: 1-1701 (566 amino acids)
Biological process (GO): regulation of transcription by RNA polymerase II
Molecular function (GO): DNA-binding transcription factor activity, RNA polymerase II-specific; RNA polymerase II cis-regulatory region sequence-specific DNA binding
Source: RefSeq, a predicted model, not a curated record